Messenger RNA from Funneliformis caledonium, 1056 nucleotides. NCBI's taxonomy places the organism in Eukaryota, Fungi, Glomeromycota, Glomeromycetes, Glomerales, Glomeraceae. The record is from the annotation of a GenBank genome assembly.
AUGGAAGAAGCCAUGAUUAAUGCAAAGGAUCAAGAAACAUCCCCUCAAAUUAAAUUGAUGGCGAUGAAAAAAACAUACAUCCCAGUUGAAUCUUCCGAACAGAAACGUGAAAUAGAAGAUGAUCAAAUGGUAGCGGAUCCGAAUGAAAUGUCACUACAAGAUAUAUUUGAAUCCGAAUUUCAUUGUUCUGAAAAUAUGAUGUUGAUCUGUGAAUACCACAAUAAAAUCUGCUCAAAUGAUUCUCUGAUUGAUUUGAGGCCCAAUUCGAUUUUUACAAAACAACUUCUUUCAAACAUUCUAGUGCCUUAUCUUGAAGAGCUCGAUAACCGGAUCGAAAGUUUGAUUCCAUCGAACAUCCACAACUUUUUAAUGAAAUUUUUCGGUCAGAAUUUAACGGGCAGUGAUUGGAAUGAUAAGAUUGAUGAUCUACAAUGUUCGGAUAAAAAUGAUCAUUUAAUGGCUUCAACGAUACGAAUCUUGCGCAGGACUUUACCAAUUUUUAUUAUGGCAUUUUCGCAAGGACCAAAUAAUCCUCUUUUGAAUUUGACUGCGUUAAAAAGAACGCAUUUAAAUGAAUUUGUGCACCCAUGUCUGCAAGUCAGCCUAUGGUACAUAUCAUCUAUAAAUUACGAGUUCGGAGAGAUAACCACGAAUAACGAUUUACAAGAAUACGCAGACGGUUUAGGAUAUUUAGACAAAUAUCGAUUAGUUUAUAUGGAAGGUUUGAGGCCAAACGACAAAGAUGAGAAAGUGGCAGAUGCUUCGAAACUCUCCAAAAACCUACAAAACAUUUUUUUAAGCGUGGUCAAUGAUAACGUAAAGUGCGGAAGAAGAAUACCCAAACCUCUGGCCAUCUUUGGUGGUCAAAGUUUUCUAACCCGAAUUCAUUUGCAAUUUAUGGAUUAUUGUGGAGGAGGAAAAUUCCGCCUUAAUGAAGUAGACAACGCCAACCUACCAUGCGACUUUACAGAGAUGGGGGAUUUCGUAUUCUUUUACGAAUGUAUUAUAAAAUGGGCCUUGCUAGCUCGGGAAGUCAAGGAAGCUUUUGAGGUAUAA